Molecule: messenger RNA, 1656 nt
Organism: Lichtheimia ornata
Lineage: Eukaryota; Fungi; Mucoromycota; Mucoromycetes; Mucorales; Lichtheimiaceae
Exons: 4
Coding region: 1-1656 (551 amino acids)
Source: RefSeq, a predicted model, not a curated record
AUGGUUGUUAUCGUUGAUGGCCGACCCUACCCAAUGGAUACCACACCUUCUUCAAAGCUCCUAUUCUCCGGAUUAGCACCAGCAGCCAACAAUGGAUAUUACUACGCCAAGAUCGAUUCAUCUUCCAAUAUCAUCGAUCAUGAGCCAUUUAUACGAGAACCAUUUGAAGCAGAUAGGUCACCCAACGAACAUUAUAAUCGCUCUCGCAACAAGUGGGAAAUUGCACAGUUACCCCAAGUACUCGAACCCCUACCCCUUAUCCAACGCAUCGAUAGCAAACUGCACAAGGAUGGGGAAAUACCUACAAUCCAUAUCACCGGCGACGCAAAUGGUAUCAACAACAUGCAUAAAAAGGCAGACGAUGAUAUUCAAGUGAAUACUACAAUGACUUGGAUCAGCCUUGAUGAUGUACAAUCAUUUUCUGGUGUCGAAUUUGAAGUAUCAGGCCGCCAAGCCCGUGAGAGCGCCAAAUUAUCCUACAACAUCAAACUACCUAAGAAAUCGUAUCUUUAUGGGUAUCGUCGUCUCAAGCUGCGUGCCUUGGAUACCGAUCCAUCCUACAUCCGUGAAGCUCUUGGAUUCAAAAUGUUGCGUUCAGCUGGUGUACCUACAACUGAUUUUAGCUUUGUCAGGCUUUAUAUCAAUGAUCAAGCAAUUGGGUUAUUUGGACUGAUCGAAAAAUUCAAAGACCCUUGGCUGAGAAACGAGUUUGCUGAUGGAGACAAGGAUUAUCAACAAGGGACAUUGUAUCAAGGCAAAUACACCAAUGUCAAAGCUGAGCUCUUGGGGGAUCGUGUAUCUGAUCUCAGCUAUUAUGGCGACAAUCCUUGGCCGUACAAGCUCGGCGAAUAUAAGAUUGCAGAAGACCCAUCCUCGGGUGAAUCUAAUUACAAGGCUCUUAUCGAAUUAACCAAGUUCCUUGCUUCUGCACCGGCCACGGUGGAUGCAUGGGAGGCUCGUUGGGAUAUGGAAAGCGUUCUAAGAGCGAUGGCUCUCGAGAUGCUAAUGGGCUUUGCUGAUGGGUAUCUCACGGUGGCAGAUAACUUUUUUGUUUAUCAAAUGGCUCCCAACGGCACUAAGUUUGUGUUUAUUUUGUGGGACAUUGAUCUCAUUCUCGGUUCAACGGCACUCGUCAAGCUUUCACAAAUGGAAACGGGUGAUUGGAGAGAACUUGCAAGUACCCUUACCAAGCGUCCAUUGAUGCAAUUCUUACAUGUGCCUGAAUACGCAAAGCGAUUCGAUGAUUUGAUCCGUGAACUUAAUGAUAAGCUCUUGAGCUUAGAUGUACUCGGCCAAUACAUCGAUGACACGGUUGCCAUGAUACAACAAGAUGUUGCCUGGGACCUGAGUUGUCCUCGUGUCAGCCAUAUACCACUUUUACGUUCCCAUGAUUUUGCGGUGCUUGCUCAUUUACUAGGCUUGAUUGGUCAAACGGAUGUCGACAUACGUACUGUAAACGAUUUUGGACGGCGCCAGCGUCGAAACGAUGUUGGGCUUAUGCAAGCUGUGAAUGGGCCUACAGGUUACAGCUCCCUAGCUGGUGUCAAGGAGUUCAUCAAAGUAAAGCAUCAGAAUGUCAAAAAUCACUAUGACGGUGUAAAAAGCGAUAAUGAUAAUAGACACAAGAGCAACCUGCUUGACAUUCUUCCGAUAUAA